AUGGCGUCAUCGAAGGAAACUUAUUGUUUGUGUGGUCAACCAUAUAAUAUUGGACAGUUUAUGAUAGAAUGUGACUGCUGCCGUGAAUGGUUUCAUGGCAGCUGUGUGGAUGUUAAGAUAUACCACUCUGAUGACAUUGAUAAGUAUCAUUGCCCUAAAUGUGCACAGACAUAUGGACCUUCUGUAUUAAAAAUUCCAACGAAUAACCACAGAGCUGAUCGGUAUGAGAUCGGAGCGGAGAGUCACCCAUCUCAAGUUGGGACACCAGCCUGGGUCCGGGCUUUGUCCGCGCGACCUUUACGUCCGUCACAAGCUGCUUUACAACGACUCCGAUCACAUCAGUUCACUGAGGAGUUUAUCAGAGACGACGGAUUUACCAAACCGGUCAUAUUUAGUACUCCCGAGGGAUUGGACUUGAAGGUUCCCAACCCAGCUACGUUUACCGUGAGAUCUGUGCUUCGAUUCUGUGGUGCACAAUUAGAGGUUGAGGUGAUAGAUGUACGCAAACAGUCCACAUUACGGAUGCCCUUGGGUGAUUUCGUCGAUUACUUCGAGACCCCACCAGAACACCGCGACGACAAAGCUCUCAAUGUCCUCAGUUUGGAGUUCUCAGACACCAACCUGGCGCCGCUGGUGGAGCCCCCGGGGCUGGCGCGGCGGCUGGACUGGGCGGAGCGCGCGUGGCCCGAGGCGGCCGGGGAGCGCCCGCGCCCCGCCGUGCAGAAGUACUGCCUCAUGUCCGCGGCCGGCUCCUACACGGACUUCCACGUUGACUUCGGCGGCACCACCGUCUGGUACCACGUGCUGCACGGCCGGAAGAUAUUCUACUUGGUACCUCCGACGGCCACCAAUCUUGCCUUAUACCAGCAGUGGAGCGCCGCCAACAACCAAAAUGAGCGGUUCUUUGGAGAUAUGGUGGAGUGGUACGGCACGGCGGAACUGCUGGCUGGACAGACGCUGUUCAUACCCUCAGGGUGGAUCCACGCGGUGCUCACGCCGUGCGACUCGCUGGUGUUUGGCGGGAACUUCCUACACUCGUAUGCCAUAGAAAUGCAGCUGCAGGUGUACGAGAUCGAGCGGCGCGUGGAGACGCCUACGAUGUUCCGGUACCCGCUGUUCGAGGCCAUGCACUGGUACGCCGGCGCACAUCUUCUCACCAUGCUGCGGCGGCACAAUGAGGAGACACAGGAUGAAGAUUUUACGCUAAGCGAGAGUGUGAUACAGCCAGCGCCGUUACAGAUUCCACCGUUGUUAUUGCGCGGAGUGAAAUUGUUAGCAAAUGCAUUAAAGGAGUGGCAUGCGUUAAAAAGCACGGACACGGCGAAACGCGACAACGUACCCAAAUGUCUGAACUCAGGGCAGCUGGUCCGUGAACUGUGCAAGGAGCUCCGCACAUUGGAAAAGAGAUCUCUUAGCGCCGCUAAUAAAGAUAAAGAUGUCAAAGUGAAGAAUCACACAUCACCGAAGAAAUCUCACUCGAAUAAGCAACAGAGUUCAUCAAAAAAAUCACUCAAACUCACACUUCCCAAACCUAUAAUGCAUAUGGCGCAUAAUGGAGAGUUCCCUGAUGAUAAAGUGUACCCAGAGAAAUUCGAUGUAUACAACGACAGUAGGUUUGUCCCGCAAGAUGUUAAGUACACAAAUGGCUUGCCCGAGAAGUAUGUGGUUGAAGGGAAAGAGGUGGUGUUGACAGAGAAAUUCCAGUUUCAAAACUACGGGGAGCAAGGUUAUCAAGAUGCAAACGGUUAUGUUGAGAGGCAAGAUAAAAAGAAUAUUCUGAAGAUCAAGUUAAAUAAUUCCCCCUCAUCAUCACGAGAAGAGCCUCCACCUUACAGUGUGCCCGAGCAUUCCAUCCUCAAAUCCCACCUCAUCAGGGCUGACCGGCCCACUCUGAAACCCAUCCAUCAAUGGACAAUAUCCAAGAAGGAUAUCGGUGAUUACCAUGAGGAGCAGAUAUUGUUCACAAACGAAAAUCUACAGGCCAAUAUGAGGAUAGAAGGACAGGAGUUGAAUUAUGGACCUGGUAUGUAUUCAGCAGAGGAUGUGCAGCAAGACUAUCAGUAUUCAGAAGCAGCGAAGCCUGGUUCGUACCAACCCGACUACGGGUACCAACCAGCAGACGUCUCCUACGUAGACUCCUAUCAGCGGUAUGAAGAGGCCCAACUACCGCAGACCGUACAUCAGCAGACGGCAAGUUAUAGCAAUGUGCCUGUCCAAGAUAUGAACGGCAGUUAUCACAACCAGCUGCCGUCGUACGACGCCGCCAUUGCUCAGCAGUACGCCAACAAUAAUUAUGUGAGUAGUGCGGGGGCCGCGGCCGGCGUGCGGCGCUCCGAGAGACCGGCGCGGCGCCGCGUGUCGGCCACCUACGACUACGAGGACGGCGACCUGUACAUCGACGACGCGCCGCCGCCGCGCCGCCGCCGCCCGCCGCGCGCGCCGCGCCGCCCGCACGUGCCCCACGCCGCCGGUGAGUCAACACCGAACAGUUACCGCAGUACACCCGGCGCGAGUAGUGCAGCGGCGACUCGGGCGCCGGCCAACGGGAUCGAGUCCCUCAUACAAGCGUCCGUGCUCGCCGAGGAAGACCCUCCUAGCGCUACUGAGGAUGCCGCUGUAGCUGGUAUGCUCAGCAUCAGUGAACGGUACACCGCUCCGCAGCGGACCUUCGGCCUCGCAGCAGAAACACACCAGACCAACAGCACGCCUGACAGUAGUGGCAGUUGCAGUGGCACGGGAAGGUCUCGAUCUCGGAAGGCAGCCGCGAGUAGUGCCGACGAGGACUUUGCUGAUGAGGACGUCAUCAAGGAGGUCCACAGGGACGAGGAGUAUGUGUACCCGUCACUGGAGGCGUCGUCAGACGAAGAGGACGAGUGGCCGCAGCGGCGUCGGUCCCGCCUCCCACAGCCCGCCAGAGACAAGGACGAGUCGUGGUCUCCGCGCGCCCGGCUCGGCCGCGUGGCGCCGCGACUGCGGGGCCCCGCGCGGGCCGGGGUGCGCAGGGAGUGCGUGCGGGCCGCCCUGCACGCCGCCGCCGCCCACCCCGCGCCGCACCCCGCGCCGCACCCCCAAAACGCGAAACGUGCGGUGCUGGCCACAAAGAGCAGACGGCCUCCGCCGCCUGUGCAAAAUACGCCAAACAAAAAUUUAAGACUGAAAAAGGGCAUGAAGACAGCUAAGCAGCGUCUCGGCAAAAUCCUCAAAAUACACAAGAUGGUAUAUUAAAUAAACAUAGCUUACGUACGUAGAUGUAUAUUUUAUAUAUAUAUAGCACGGACCAAUAUGUGUUGUGGAUAUGUCGGUCUAUCGUUUGUACGGUCGGAUUUAUAAAUUAUAUAUUUUGUACCUUAUUUUGAAUAUUAUUAGAGUUUAAUUUGGGGCCGUUGAUGUAUUACG
Messenger RNA from Achroia grisella, 3396 nucleotides. RefSeq names its product histone lysine demethylase PHF8-like. Gene Ontology annotation, molecular function: transcription coregulator activity; histone demethylase activity. Lineage: Eukaryota; Metazoa; Arthropoda; Insecta; Lepidoptera; Pyralidae. Bases 1 to 3225 code for a protein of 1074 amino acids. The transcript is spliced from 22 exons. Gene Ontology annotation, biological process: protein demethylation; regulation of transcription by RNA polymerase II. The record is from RefSeq and is a predicted model, not a curated record.